AUGCCCACGCCCCGUGGCUGGACAGCCCUUCUGCUUCUGCUGGCACUGCAGGGUGGCUGGGGCUGCACAGACCUCAUCUGCUACACUGAUUACCUUCAAACAAUCACCUGUGUCCUAGAGAUGUGGACCCUCCACCCCAGCAUGCUCACUCUUGUCUGGGAAGACCAGCAUAACGAACUGGAAGAUGAGGACACCUCCUGCAGCCUACACAGGUCCGCCCAUAACACCACACAUGCUAAGUACACGUGCCACAUGGAUGUGUUCUACUUUAUGGCCGACGACAUUUUCAGCGUCAGCAUGACAGACCAGUCUGGCAACCACUCCCAGGAGUGUGGCCGCUUUAUCCUGGCUAACAUCAUCAAGCCGGCUCCCCCUUUCAACGUGACUGUGACCUUCAUGGGACAUUAUAACGUUUCUUGGUGUUCCGAUUAUGAAGAACCUGAUUUCUACGCACUGAAGGGCAAGCUUCAGUAUGAGCUGCAGUAUAGGAACCGUGGGGACCCCUCGGCCCUGAGCCCAAAGAGAAAGCAGAUCUCAGUGGACUCAAGAAGCGUCUCCCUGCUCCCCUUGGAAUUCCAGAAAGACUCAAGCUACGAGCUGCAGGUGCGGGCAGGGCCCCAGCCUGGCUCCUCCUACCAAGGGACCUGGAGCGAGUGGAGUGACCCAGUCAUCUUUCAGACCCCUAGGGAGGACAUAAAGGAGGUCUGGGACCCUCACCUGCUACUCCUCCUGCUACUUGUCGUGGUCUGCAGCCUUAUCAUCUGGAGCCUGAAGACCCACCCGUCCUGGAGGCUGUGGGAGAAGGUAUGGCUGGUGCCCAGCCCAGAGAAGUUCUUCAAGGACCUGGAUGAGAUCCACAGAGGAAACUUCAAGAAAUGGGUGGGCUCACCUGUCACUGCCUCCAGCCUGGAGCUGGGGCUCUGGAGCUCAGGGACACCCUCGACCCUGGAGGUGUAUAACUGCCAUCCACCACAGAGUCUAGUGAAGGGGCCGGAGCUUGCCGAGCUGACAGAACCAGCAGACCUGGUGGAAUCUGACGGCGUGCUUGAGCCCAGCUGCUGGGGCCCAGUGCCUGCCAUGGGCCGCAGCUCAGGUGGCUCAGCCUGUAGCGAGGAGAGGGACCGGCCGUAUGGCCUGGUGUCCAUUGACACAGUGACUGUGGCAGACACAGAGGGGCUGUGCACAUGGCCCUGCAGCUGUGGGGAUGACGGCUACCCAGCUCUGGACCUGGACACUGGACUGGAUCCUGGCCCCAGCCUACAAGACCCUCUUUUGGGCACAGGGACCACAGUCCUUUCCUGUGGCUGUGUCUCGGCUGGUGGCCCUGGCCUGGGAGGGCCCCUGGGCAGCUUCCUGGACAGAUUAAAGCUGCCCCAUACAGAUGAAGAGGGUUGGGCUGUGGGGCCGCCCUGGGAUGGCAGGCCGCCCGGAGAGGUCUCAGAGAGUGAGGCGAGCUCGCCCCCCGCUGGCCUGGACAUGGACACAUUUGACAGUGGCUUUGCGGGCUCUGACUGCGGAAGCCCUGUGGAGUGUGACUUUGCCAGCCCCAGGGACGAAGGGCCCCCCAGAAGCUACCUCCGCCAGUGGGUGGUCAUGACCCCCCCACCUUCAGGACCUGGGCCCCAGGCCAGCUAAUGAGGUUGGCUGGCUAUCUAGGGCUGACCAGGCUACUGGACCCCAAGUCAGAGACAUGGUC
Messenger RNA from Otolemur garnettii (small-eared galago), 1696 nucleotides. RefSeq names its product interleukin 21 receptor (gene IL21R). Bases 1 to 1635 code for a protein of 544 amino acids. The transcript has 8 exons. Gene Ontology annotation, cellular component: membrane; external side of plasma membrane. Lineage: Eukaryota; Metazoa; Chordata; Mammalia; Primates; Galagidae. Gene Ontology annotation, molecular function: protein binding; cytokine receptor activity. Gene Ontology annotation, biological process: cytokine-mediated signaling pathway; immunoglobulin mediated immune response. The record is from RefSeq and is a predicted model, not a curated record.